Molecule: messenger RNA, 660 nt
Organism: Lathyrus oleraceus (garden pea)
Lineage: Eukaryota; Viridiplantae; Streptophyta; Magnoliopsida; Fabales; Fabaceae
Exons: 3
Coding region: 108-455 (115 amino acids)
Source: RefSeq, a predicted model, not a curated record
AAAUUUCUAAAAUUGAGACCCAGGGAAAAUAAAAGUGCACUUGGUUCUUUUGUUUUUUUAGUUUUGUCACAAUCAUCGUUGGGUUCUUCUUCCUCUAAACGCUUCACAUGGAAAAUAUGAGAAAUCAAAUCACUUUUGAGGCGGUUUUUAACAGAGCCACCUUUGACGAAGAUCGAGUAGAGCUGCAUUUCAAAAAGCAAGAUGCUGCUGCUGACAUUUUGGACCUCUAUUCAAAAUUUGUGAUUGCGAGGGUUGGAACUAGGACUCGGUCGUGCGAUUUGCGGUUACAUUUGAUGAAGGAGAUUUCAGGUAUGCUGACUUCUCUAAAAAGUGAAGCAACACAUCCUGCAGUAUCUCCUGAGACAACCAGCGAGUCGUCCAGCGAGUUGUUCAGCGAGGAGUCGUCCAGCUCAGGAACAGAAGCAGUAGAUAUGGUAGACAGUUUUCUGGCUUGAUAGUUGAUACUUGACAGUGGAUGGCGACUGUAUUUUUUGUUUAGCAGGUACUCUCCUGCAAUAAAGGUAGUUUGUUGUAGGAUUAGCAGGGUUUACCUUUGGUUUGACUCAGAUGGCAAUGCAUGUGCUGAUUCAAUUCAAGUUGAAUUUGUUGAACUUUCAGUUUUAAUGAUUCUUUGAAGAUCGAAUUCAGAUUAUGCGGCAA